This is a messenger RNA of Strongylocentrotus purpuratus (purple sea urchin), 699 nucleotides long. Its product is annotated as mucin-5AC-like. Bases 1 to 699 code for a protein of 232 amino acids. The record is from RefSeq and is a predicted model, not a curated record. NCBI's taxonomy places the organism in Eukaryota, Metazoa, Echinodermata, Echinoidea, Camarodonta, Strongylocentrotidae. The transcript has 2 exons.
AUGCUAGAGAAUUACUGGACUACAAGGGAAUGUGAUACGCCUUCAACCAGUGGUCCUGAUAUGCCUUCAACCAGUGGUCCUGAUAUGCCUUCAACCAGUGGUUGUGAUAUGCCUUCAACUAGUGGUUCUGAUAUGUCUUCAACCAGUGGUCCUGGUAUGCCUUCAAGCAGUGGUUGUGGUAUGCCUUCAACCAGUGGUCCUGGUAUGCCUGCAAGCAGUGGUCCUGAUAUGCCUUCAACCAGUGGUCCUGAUAUGUCUUCAACCAGUGGUCCUGGUAUGCCUUCAACCAGUGGUCCUGAUAUGCCUUCAACCAGUGGUCCUGAUAUGCCUUUAACCAGUGAUCCUGAUAUGCCUUCAACCAGUGUUCCUGAUAUGCCUUCAACCAGUGAACCUGAUAUGCCUUCAACCAGUGAACCUGAUAUGCCUUCAACCAGUGGUUAUGAUAUGCCUUUUACCACUUUUGGUUGUGAUAUGCCUUCAACCAGUGGUUGCAGUGGUUGCAGUCGGUGCUGUGGAUGCAGUGGGUGCAGUUCCGUCCAGUGCUCCACACAGGCUCUGGCACGGCAGUUCAUGGCUUCAAGGUCAUCUUGUGUGCAUGGCUCUGGCAGGAUUGGUCAGACUAGCAGGUGUUCCAUUAGAAGUCUUCAAAACUCCACCACUGCAUUAGGAAUCGUCGGUAACCACUUCUUAGGCGGCUGA